Molecule: messenger RNA, 1314 nt
Organism: Phytophthora sojae
Lineage: Eukaryota; Oomycota; Peronosporomycetes; Peronosporales; Peronosporaceae
Product: amino acid/polyamine transporter
Exons: 3
Coding region: 1-1314 (437 amino acids)
Biological process (GO): transmembrane transport
Cellular component (GO): membrane
Molecular function (GO): transmembrane transporter activity
Source: RefSeq, a predicted model, not a curated record
AUGGCGUCACCAGCCGUACAUCCAUCGGUCGACGGUCUUCUCGCCACCGAAAACGAGAGUCAUCGGUAUGCCAAGACACCGCACUUGUGGGCCCUCGGUGUCGGUACUGUCAUCGGCGGUGAAUUCUACGGAUGGCAGUCGUCGCUGAUCGCGGGCUUCAACGGACUCCUCGUCAUUCUGGCGUUCGUGACGGUGCUCUACACGCUGCUCACCUUCUCCAUAGCCGAGAUGUCGGCCUCGAUCCCGUCGGGUGGUGGCCCCAUUUUCCUGUACCUGGACGCACUGUUCGGUCUAGACACCAACUACGGCCCGCUAUGGUGGAUCGGCUUCAACGUCAUCUUCAUCUCGCUCAACAUCAUGGGGGUCGAGGCCACGUUUCGAGUGCAAGUUUUCGCUACGAUGCUGUCCACCGCGAUGCUCGCGAUCUUUUACUGCGGCUCCUUCAGUCAAUUGGACUACACGACGUGGGUCGUGGACCAGAAUUGGGAGUGGACGACAUGGAGCGACUCGAUCCAAGGCCUUUCGUUUGCGUUGUGGUUCUACUUCGGUAUUGAGGAGAUGCCCCUCGCUGUGGAUGAGACUAUUGAGCCCGAAAAGAACAUGCCGCGCGGAAUUAUUUGGUCCAUGGUGACGCUCGUGAUCUUGGCUGUUCUCACAAUGGUAUGCCAGUGCCUGAUCUACCCGGGAGCUGCCGCCAUGUAUGAAACCACAGCUCCGUUGGUGACGGGGUACAAGAGCGUGUUCGGCGACAACAGCACCACCGCCGGGUUCAUGUGGCUCACCGUGAUCGGUAUCAUCUCCAGUACGCACUCCUUUGUGUACUGCAUGAGCCGCUUGCUGUACGCCAUCGCGUCGGACGGAUACUUGCCGCAGUUCCUCACGAAAGUGCACCCCACCCGUGGAUCCGCGUACGCUGCGCUGAUCACUGGAGGUGUCGUGAACCAGAUCCUCGCCAUCAGCCUGUUCUACAUCGUCGAAAUUGUGGACUUGGGGAGUGUGCUCAUCAACCUCGCGCUGCUCGGAGCGCUGAUCUCGUACUCGUUCCAGUUGGUGUCGUUCAUUAUGCUGCGCAUCAACCAACCGGAUGUCCGCGGCCAAACCGCAGCCCCUUCGGUAUUGCUGGUGCUGUGCGGCACGUCGAGCAACAACUUUCUCAGCGCCGUCAUCACUGCCGUCAUCUUGUUCGCCGUUGGCACGGGCCACUACUACAAGUCGGUUCUCCCGCGCCUGAACAGCGAGAGGUUCAACCAAAUCUCGCCCAGGCCGUCCAAGAGUCUGCGGCAGAACCUCAUGAGCAUCCGGAGCAACGUGUAA